This is a messenger RNA of Toxorhynchites rutilus septentrionalis, 1520 nucleotides long. Its product is annotated as RAB6A-GEF complex partner protein 2. Gene Ontology annotation, cellular component: Golgi membrane; Ric1-Rgp1 guanyl-nucleotide exchange factor complex. The coding region runs from base 276 to 1484 and encodes 402 amino acids. Gene Ontology annotation, biological process: retrograde transport, endosome to Golgi. The transcript has 3 exons. NCBI's taxonomy places the organism in Eukaryota, Metazoa, Arthropoda, Insecta, Diptera, Culicidae. The record is from RefSeq and is a predicted model, not a curated record.
AUCAAGAAGGUAAUAAUGAUUGAGUCACCAUCUGUCAUCAAACAAGGUCUUCUGCAGAACAGGGGUGAACAGUGUCUCAAAAUCUUGAAGAAAAAUAGUGAAUAGCAACAGCUUUGCAUGUCCCUUAAGGUCUGAUGCGUCUGAUGUUUACAAAAUAACGCGAAAUAAAGGAAAGGGCCAAAGACCAGAGUUGUAGAAUUUUGUCAGACUACGUUGGCUGUCUAAAAACAUCGACGUGUCAUCAAAACAAACCAAUCAAUCGAUUCUUCAGAGCAAUGAUCGAAAUAACAGCCAAACUAAUACGCGAUCAGAGCGCUGUCUUCCUCUGUGGCGAGAUUGUUGAAUGUUUGAUAAUGUUUACCAAUCCCUCGCUACCAGAACAUAAAUUUUCACAGUGUAACAGCGACAUCCUAGAAAACUUGGCUUGGGCCACAGUACAAAUACACUGCUACUGCAACUCGACCAUCCAGGAUCGCGUUGGAGCGGGAACUGAGGCGACAAGUUCAAUCAAUAAAAAUGUUAGUGGAUCGACAUCGUUAAAUGCCAGUAAUCAGCUAAAAGGAGAGGUCCUCAAAUCUUCCGAUCCGAAAAUUCUUUUCUGUGACCUGCGGUUGUCCCCAGGCGAAUCAAGACAAUUUAUGUUUCGUGAAACUCUUCCGAUGAAUACUCCACCGACUUAUCGUGGCGUGAUGGUGAAAUACUACUACAAAAUAACGGUGGCCACUCAGCGCGUUGGUUCAACAGUACAAGCAUUAUACAUUCCUAUUCGAGUGCUACCUUUGCCGCCAAUCAACUGUAGUGAUGAAACAAUCACGCUAAACGAUGAAUCCAAUGAAGAUCUGGCACCUAAUAAUCCGUUCCUGGAAAAGAAGCGAGCACCCUCUAAAAUAGAAUAUGCGCUACAUUAUCUGCAGAAUAUUACUGCUCGCAGACGACCCAAUUUUUAUUUGAUCUCUAACAAGCGGGGUAAGGUGGGAAGGUUUUGCUUGUUCAAGCCGAUAUACAAACUAGGAGAGGACAUCGUUGGCACUUUGGACUUCAGUUGCGGUACUGUUAAAUGCGUACAGCUAUCUGUCACGAUGCAGUGCGAAGAAAUAGUUAAGAAAGGUCAAGAAUCUGCAGUUAAUAAUCAAGAUAAAGUUGGUGACACUUUGACAUCCGUUGGUCGUAUAACAAACUACACCAAACAUCAUGAGGUAUGUAUCGGACUGUUACAAACCCAAAUGAUUCUUCCAAUUCCUCUUUACGUUACUCCUACUUUUGAGACCGAUUUGGUCGAUGUAAGGUGGCGCUUACAUUUCCAAUUCGUGACAAGUACUAGCGAGGAAUUGAAUAUGGAGAUAAACAAGGAAACCCUCGAGUGGCACGCGCCAACUGAUAUUUCAAUCGAAACCAUGAUAUGGAAUUUGCCAGUUACCCUUUAUCCAACAUCUCCGGUGCAGAUUCCCCAGACAAGCGGAACAUAUACACUUAAUAUUAAGUGAAAAGGAUCGAUACACAUACAGGCUAAUGUUUAGUUU